AUGGCGCAGCUGGAGGCGGCCUUCAAUCCGAAGACCAAGAUGAUCGUCCUCAAUACGCCCCACAAUCCAGUGGGAAAGAUCUUCUCCAAGGCCGAACUGGAAGCGAUCGCCGCCCUGUGCAUCCGCCAUGACGUCAUCGUCCUCUCCGACGAGGUCUACGAGUGGCUCGCCUACUCGGGCGCGACCCACACCCGCAUCGCCACGCUGCCCGGAAUGUUCGAGCGAACGGUGACGGUAGGAUCAGCGGGCAAGACCUUCUCCAUCACCGGCUGGAAGAUCGGCUGGGGCUACGGGCCGGUGCAGCUGAUGGAGCAGCUCUUCAAGUUCCACCAGACGGCCAUCUACAGCGUCAAUGCGCCCUGCCAGGAGGCGAUUGCCGUGGGCUUCGAGGCGGAGUACCAGCGUCUGGGCACCAAG
Molecule: messenger RNA, 417 nt
Organism: Rhagoletis zephyria (snowberry fruit fly)
Lineage: Eukaryota; Metazoa; Arthropoda; Insecta; Diptera; Tephritidae
Product: kynurenine--oxoglutarate transaminase 3-like
Biological process (GO): biosynthetic process
Cellular component (GO): cytoplasm; mitochondrion
Molecular function (GO): L-kynurenine:2-oxoglutarate transaminase activity; pyridoxal phosphate binding
Source: RefSeq, a predicted model, not a curated record